This is a messenger RNA of Polyodon spathula (Mississippi paddlefish), 772 nucleotides long. It is a transcript of the gene tmem254, whose product is annotated as transmembrane protein 254. The record is from RefSeq and is a predicted model, not a curated record. The transcript has 3 exons. NCBI's taxonomy places the organism in Eukaryota, Metazoa, Chordata, Actinopteri, Acipenseriformes, Polyodontidae. Bases 79 to 567 code for a protein of 162 amino acids.
AAUAUAAUUAACGAUGUAAUAACCGUUGUACUGUAUAUGGAACUUUGUAUUUCUAUACAGUUUCUGCAAUGAUUAAAUAUGCUUCAGUGCCACCUGCAAAAACAAAAGAAAACAAAGACGCAGUUCUUGCAAUGCCCAGCAGCUGUCACUCGGAACGAGGUCGCGCCGCUGCCCUUUGUCCCCGGUGGAAGUGAUGUUGGCGGCGCGGCCCGACCUCUGGAUCUACCCCGCAUAAGUCUUCGGAGAUCCGCUCGGUGCGGAGUGACAGUCGGUAGAGGGUACAGGCUGCGGAGAGCAUGGCACGGGCUGCGAGCGGCGAAUACUUUAGGAGAUCCAGUCUGUUCUGGAUGGCAGCGAUCUCCGUUUCCUUUGGGUACUUUACACUGGUGGUUUGCCUGGUCUGUCCACUUGGCUGAAGCCGUCUACAGCCUCAAACUCUGCAGUGACAAGGGGAUCGACAGCCUGUUCUCACGCUUCCUGUGGUGUUUGCAGACCUUCCUGUUUGGGAUCGCAUCUCUGUCACUGCUGCUGAAGUACCGACCUGACCCGCGACCCAAACGCCACUGAGACCCAGACACUACACCCUCUCCCCACCAACCCUAACCCCUACACUCCCUUCCCACCACCACACACCCCUACACCCCUCCCACCUCCACCUCCCACCCACCACCACACACCCCUACACCCCCCUCACAUCCACCAGUACACACCUCUACCUUGAUAAAGCAACUGAUUUCACACAGUGUACGUGACUGCUUAGCUGGGGUGUUGU